GUUUUAAAAGUUUAUCCUUUCGUUUCCUAUCAACUAGUUCGGAAUAUCAGCAGCACUCCAGCUCAAAAGUCAAAGGUUGAAGGACUCGCAGAAGUCACAGUCUUUGGGGCAUGGAUGUGCAUUCAACAGUCGUCGACCUGGAAGACGUGGAGCUGGGAUUGGAUUGGAGUGUCGAUUCGGUUAGGGGCCGGGAUGGCCACGUUUGGGCCAAGUUACGGCAGCUGCAGAGUAAUCAUGUGUGGAUUCGGCAGCAGCUGACGCACCUGCAACGCCGCCUGGUUACCCAGGAGUUGGAGAAGCAGCGGAGCGCCUACGCGGCAAAGGACAAGUUGCAAGGGACUUUGCGCCAGCUGCAGCUUAAAUACGGUCGCAACUGGAGUCUCUAGAAUGGGAGUUUGAAAGCUGUUUAAAAUGAGAAAUUAUUCAUAUCAUUAUUUGAAGAUUUAAAUUUAUUAACAAUGCCUUAAAGCCAUAA
Drosophila bipectinata is the source of this 475-nucleotide messenger RNA. RefSeq lists its product as uncharacterized. Lineage: Eukaryota; Metazoa; Arthropoda; Insecta; Diptera; Drosophilidae. The record is from RefSeq and is a predicted model, not a curated record.